AUGUCUCAUCACCGCGCAGAUGCCAGCGCUCUUCUCGAUACCCGUGGCUAUUCAGGCCCACUGAUCCGCGGCGUAAACCCAGCGACUCUCUUCGAAAAAGCAUGUUUCGGAUUAAAUGCGGCAACCCUUUGCGACAGAGCGGUUGAAUUAACGUAUAUCGGUGGAACAUAUGGAGUUGGGCAGAAGCCAACCCCUUUUCUUUGCCUCGCGUUCAAGCUUCUACAACUCGCGCCAGAGAGAGAUGUGAUACUAGAAUAUUUGAAUUUCCACGACCCAGAAGCGGAUAAAGAGGAAAAUUCUGGUGAUGGGGGGAAUAAUCCAGGCGCAGAUGACGAUCCGGACGAUGCACAGGACAAAGCCGAUGCGGCAAUAUUAAAAGCUACGGGUGACUUUAAAUAUCUGCGCGCCCUAGCAGCAUUUUAUGUGCGACUUACUUUUGAGCCGGUAGAGAUAUAUAAAACUCUGGAGCCGCUUUUGAUGGAUUAUAGAAAGCUAAAGAGACGCACGAAGGAAGGCUUCUUGUUGACACAUAUGGAUCAGUUUGUUGAUGACUUGCUCACAAAAGACCGAGUGUGCGGAACCAGUUUAUGGAAGAUACCAGCAAGGACUAUGCUGGAAGACUUGGAUAUGCUUGAAGAAAGGGUCAGCCCCUUGCAGGAUGAGCUUGAAGAACUUGACGAAGAGAGUGAAGAGGAGGGCGAGAAAGAAGAGGGUGAAGGCGACAAAGAAGAUAGUGCCAGUCCCUGA
Molecule: messenger RNA, 747 nt
Organism: Microsporum canis CBS 113480
Lineage: Eukaryota; Fungi; Ascomycota; Eurotiomycetes; Onygenales; Arthrodermataceae
Product: pre-mRNA processing factor
Exons: 2
Coding region: 1-747 (248 amino acids)
Cellular component (GO): precatalytic spliceosome
Source: RefSeq, a predicted model, not a curated record